Messenger RNA from Ilex paraguariensis (yerba mate), 309 nucleotides. The record is from the annotation of a GenBank genome assembly. Lineage: Eukaryota; Viridiplantae; Streptophyta; Magnoliopsida; Aquifoliales; Aquifoliaceae.
AUGGCUGGUACUCACCUCUUCAUGGCCAUUCUCCAUUUCCUCCUCCUGCUCUCUCCUCCGGUGCUCAUCUCCGAUGGACCGAAAACCAUAUGCAUUGCUGCUGCCAUGAGGCCAUUGGGACCAAAUUCUGGAGAGACAGUGGCAUUCAAGCCCCAAACAAAGCACGGACAUGGUGCUUUUCAAGGCCCGGAUGUCGAGACUUGUUUGCCGAAAGGUUUUCACCACUCUUCUGCUCCUAGCAGAUACAUAAACUAUCACACUCUUGGUUCAACCACGUGUUCCUCAAGCAAAGACAUGAAAAAGCCAUGA